AUGGAACUUGUGUUUGACGAUGUCAAUAUCCGGGAUUACCGCGAUGUACAUCUCAAGGAUGCUUUGGCCCACGUCCUGAACAUUGGACGCACUCUGGCGCAAUGCUCAAAGAUGGGAUCCGUGUUAAUGGAUAGCUGGGCGCAAACCCAGCUCGUCAGGCUGGAUGUCCUAUUCAGGUGUCUUGACACUACCCAGUUUCACUUCUGGGUGGAAGAUGGGUUUCAGGCGGAUGUAAGUCAUGUAGAGCAUCUAUUGGAAUGUAUCGCGGAAUUUGCACAAGAUUGCCUCGACGCUGGUAGGUUGGGGUCUCAUCCUUGUACUCGGCACCUCGGUACUGACGGUGGUGUAGCUCGAACGGAGGCACAAGGGGAGAGAGAGCAGAUUGUCAAUGAGUGGGAUUGGGAAUUCGAGGGGGAGGAUGUCAGUCUGGUACAGAGGAAAGUUCCCCGUCUUGAGACCCAGAUGGUAAAACUUGAGCAGGCGAUCAUAGCGCUUGCCUUGAAGGUUCAUUGCAUGCGUACCCGCUGGCGCUGGUAG
This is a messenger RNA of Aspergillus sclerotioniger CBS 115572, 537 nucleotides long. RefSeq lists its product as uncharacterized. The transcript has a single exon. Lineage: Eukaryota; Fungi; Ascomycota; Eurotiomycetes; Eurotiales; Aspergillaceae. The coding region runs from base 1 to 537 and encodes 178 amino acids. The record is from RefSeq and is a predicted model, not a curated record.